Punica granatum (pomegranate) is the source of this 1557-nucleotide messenger RNA. The record is from RefSeq and is a predicted model, not a curated record. NCBI's taxonomy places the organism in Eukaryota, Viridiplantae, Streptophyta, Magnoliopsida, Myrtales, Lythraceae.
CAGAUAAUGUUAACCCGUCUGUGUCUCUAAGCCUCAGCGGCGAAUCCGAUUCUUGCAGCCAUCCAAUGGCUUCUCUGUCGCUUGACGUAGCCUCAACCUUCCUCCGCCUCACUUCUCGCAGCCCUAAAUCCCUCCGGAGUGCCGUUCUGCCGAUCAUUUUCAGAGCGAAGCCCCAGGGCCACCGGCAGUUCCACUCUCUGAGCCUCAGAGCGGCUCCACUUGGCGCCACGACUGCAGCUGCGCGUGGCACCCGCCGUCUCACGGUUGCUGCCACGGCCACUACCACGCCGCAGAGCGACGAGUCCGAUGUCUUGACUAAAAUCCCGCCCGAUAAUCGGGUUCCAGCCACCAUAAUCACUGGGUUCCUUGGUUCCGGGAAGACGACUCUGCUUAACCAUAUACUGACCGCUGAUCAUGGAAAACGAAUAGCCGUGAUCGAGAACGAGUAUGGUGAAGUGGACAUCGAUGGUUCCCUAGUUGCUGCCAAAGCUGCGGGUGCUGAGGAUAUAGUGAUGCUUAACAAUGGUUGUCUUUGCUGCACUGUACGGGGUGAUCUUGUCCGGAUGAUUGCAGAAUUGGUCAAUAAGAAGAAAGGCAAAUUUGAUCAUAUUGUUAUAGAGACCACAGGAUUGGCAAAUCCGGCACCAAUAAUACAGACAUUUUAUGCUGAGGACCAGGUUUUCAAUGGUGUCAAACUGGAUGGUGUUAUUACCUUGGUCGAUGCCAAACAUGUGGGUUUUCACCUCGACCAGGUCAAGCCGCAAGGAGUAGUGAAUGAGGCAGUUGAACAAAUUGCUUAUGCAGACCGUAUUAUAAUUAAUAAGACGGAUCUUGUUGGUGAACCUGAACUUGCAUCUCUGGUCCAGCGAAUAAGGAACAUCAAUCGCAUGGCUAGCUUAGAGCGGACACAGUAUGGAAAGGUUGACUUGGAUUAUGUUCUUGGAAUUGGAGGCUUUGAUUUGGAGAGGAUUGAGAGUGCUGUUGAUGCUGAGGGUGCGAGAGAAGACCAUGCUGAUCAUGACCAUGACCAUGAUCAUCACCAUCAUCAUCAUGACGAACACGACCAUAAGCAUGAGCAUCAUGAUCAUCAUGGACAUGAUCAUUCUCAUGAUCCUGGCGUUUCUUCUGUCAGUAUAGUUUGCGAAGGAAGCUUGGAUCUCGAGAAGGCGAACAUAUGGCUUGGGACAUUGUUAUUGGAACGUAGCGAGGACAUAUAUCGGAUGAAAGGUCUUCUCUCAGUAGAGGGCAUGAACGAGAGAUUCGUUUUUCAGGGAGUCCAUGAUAUCUUCCAAGGCUCACCUGACCGAUUGUGGGGUCCAGACGAAGCGAGGGCGAACAAGAUCGUAUUCAUCGGGAAGAACUUGGAUGCGCAGGAAUUGGAGAAGGGCUUCAAAGCUUGUUUGCUUUGAUGAUGAAGACCAAUAAAAUGGCAUUUCAUGUCCAAAACAUCCCCUCUUCCACAGUUUUGAUGGUUAGAAAAGGUGGAGCUAUUGCUGUAAAAUAAAACUGGGACAUUUAUAACAUUAGUAAAAACACUCUUAAAACAUUUGUUGCAAA